AUGGCCAAUUAUAUCAUACGAUCAGCUGUGCCCGGAGACUGUAAAGACAUUCUGCGACUCAUAAAGGAACUGGCAAAAUAUGAAGAAAUGGAAAACCAAGUAGUGUUAACUGAGAAAGAUCUUUUAGAAGAUGGCUUUGGAGAACAUCCUUUCUACCACUGUCUUGUUGCUGAAGUACCAAAAGAGCACCAGACUACCGAUGGUUACACCAUUGUUGGGUUUGCUAUGUACUACUUCACAUAUGACCCAUGGAUAGGCAAGCUUCUGUACCUGGAAGACUUCUUUGUCAUGAAUGAGCUCAGAGGAUCAGGCAUCGGGUCAGAUAUAUUCAAGCACUUGAGUCAGAUUGCCGUGAAGUGUCGUUGUAGCAGCAUGCACUUCCUGGUGGCCGAAUGGAAUGAGCCGUCGAUCAGGUUCUAUAAGAGACGUGGAGCAUCAGACCUGUCCACUGAAGAAGGCUGGCGCCUCUUUAAAAUUGACAAAGAGUACCUGUGCAAGAUGGCAGCUGAGGAGUGA
Molecule: messenger RNA, 516 nt
Organism: Staurois parvus
Lineage: Eukaryota; Metazoa; Chordata; Amphibia; Anura; Ranidae
Source: the annotation of a GenBank genome assembly